CACUGGCACACAGAAACGUUUGAGGAGCAACAUUUCAACUUUCAAAGAAAGUUGAAGAUGGUGAGCUACACCGACAAAGCUGACAGCUACGCUUAUGAUUAUAUGGACCCUCGCACAUUUCACCAUCACAUCACCCAGCAAGGCUGCUAUUUAGGCAGCAGUUCAUUCGCCUUCUUCGUGGUGACGUUGAUCAUUGCUGGCCUCGGCCUCCCUUUGACCCUCAUAGCCAUCUGCACACUUUAUUCUCUGGUACGAAAGGAUCACGUUGCUCCGGUUUACGUCACCAACCUUCUCAUUUCCGACCUCAUUCGGCUCUGCUGCUUGAUCGUUUUGGUGCAGAAAUUCCCUGACUGGAAAAUCUGCCUUGGAUUCUUUUAUAUUCAUCAUUACAUCAUGAUGGUCAGCGUUUGCUUCAUGGUGGUGGUUUCUCUUGAAAGGUAUUUGGUCAUCACCAGGCCACUGUGGUACAGACUCAGACGAAACAUCAAGACAUCAGUGAUAGUCUGCGUAGUGAUCUGGCUCCUUCCUCUUUUAUUUUUCCCCAUCUUUUUCUUUGCUUAUAACUACACUGAAACAGCUGUAGCUUCCUUCCUGCUCCUUCCAUUCCCGCUGUUCUGUUUCUUCCUGGCGGGGACAGUUAAAGCCCUGUCUGCUGCCAUCAGCAUCUCUGCAGAUGAAAAACGACGAGUUGUGGCAGUUCUGGUCCUGGUGUUGCUGAUUUACACUCUGCUGUUUCUGCCUCGUAUCAUUUAUUCCCUAGCAAAGAAAUACAGACAUGACCCAACUUUUGAACUUGUGACUAUAAUUCCAGUUUACUUCAGUCCUCUGGCAGAUCUGUUUCUGGCAGAUUUGUUUCUGAACGUUUUCAUGAGGAAAGGUGUCUGUGAUAGACUUUUAGCUGCUCUGUGUUGCUGCAAAAUGGACCAAGAUGAUGAGAGCAAAUCAAACGAGAACCCUGAAAACUUGGGAGCAGACAAUCCUGCACAGGAAGAGGAAGCAGAGGAGAAAGUGUAGUAUUGUGUAGAUAAACAAGCACGUUCUUUAUAAAUGUUCUUUAUAAACCCAGGCUCAUGCACAUAUGUUUAAUGAGUUUUAGGCUUUGCACUGUUUUGCUUUGUUUGUUAUGUUUCUUGUUUUCCAGGCUUGAGGUGUUUUUAACUCGUUUUCUGUUUCAUGUUGUAUCUACAUUUUACGUUACUUUGCUGUCUGUUGACCUUUUUGCUUCCGAUGUUGACUCUUGCCUGAAUUUUUACUUUCAAUAUUAUUUCAAUACUUUGAAAAAGUGUUUUAGAAAUGUACUUUAUUAA
Messenger RNA from Melanotaenia boesemani (Boeseman's rainbowfish), 1307 nucleotides. Its product is annotated as mas-related G-protein coupled receptor member A6-like. The record is from RefSeq and is a predicted model, not a curated record. Gene Ontology annotation, biological process: phospholipase C-activating G protein-coupled receptor signaling pathway; positive regulation of Rho protein signal transduction. NCBI's taxonomy places the organism in Eukaryota, Metazoa, Chordata, Actinopteri, Atheriniformes, Melanotaeniidae. Gene Ontology annotation, molecular function: G protein-coupled receptor activity. The coding region runs from base 58 to 1014 and encodes 318 amino acids. The transcript has 4 exons. Gene Ontology annotation, cellular component: membrane.